CUUACAGAACAAAAGUUUAGCAGACAGCAUUCUCGCAGAAGUCACCAAAACAAUCCAAAGUUAUCAAUUUGAUUUUCGAGGGGCCAGAAUACUCUCUGGCAUGGAGGAGGGGGCUUAUGGCUGGAUCACCAUCAACUAUCUCUUGGAGAGUUUUAUCAAGCACACAUUUGAGGGCAAUUGGAUCCACCCAAAAGCAGGAAAGAUCCUUGGAGCUCUUGAUCUCGGUGGCUCAUCAACACAGAUCUCAUUCACCCCAAAAGACCCAGUGAAAAACCCAGAUUCAGCUUUUAAUCUCCAGCUCUACGGGUACAAAUAUGAGUUGUACACACACAGCUACUUGUGCUUCGGCAAGGACCAGGCUUUGAGGAAACUUCAGGUCUACCUUCACGAGACUGCUGGACCCUCACCAGUUAUCAGUCACCCAUGCUACCAUGUCGGAUAUAACCUCAGUCUUACUUUGGAUGACCUUUAUAACUCCCCUUGUGUGGUCAAACCAAACAAUUUCAACACCACGGCUACAGUCCUUUUUUCAGGAACGGGUGACUCAUUCCUCUGUCUUUCUCUAAUGGAGAACAUUGUUAACCUGACCGAUUGUGCAUUUUCACCAGACUGUGGCUUCAAUGGUGCCUAUCAGCCUCCGGGCAAUGGCAAAUUCUUUGUGAGUGUUUCUGUCCUUAUCAAAUAA
Messenger RNA from Sinocyclocheilus rhinocerous, 685 nucleotides. RefSeq names its product ectonucleoside triphosphate diphosphohydrolase 8-like. The annotation marks the transcript as partial. Gene Ontology annotation, biological process: nucleoside diphosphate catabolic process. The transcript has 3 exons. Gene Ontology annotation, molecular function: UDP phosphatase activity; ribonucleoside triphosphate phosphatase activity; GDP phosphatase activity. Lineage: Eukaryota; Metazoa; Chordata; Actinopteri; Cypriniformes; Cyprinidae. The record is from RefSeq and is a predicted model, not a curated record. Gene Ontology annotation, cellular component: plasma membrane.